Messenger RNA from Acaulospora morrowiae, 448 nucleotides. NCBI's taxonomy places the organism in Eukaryota, Fungi, Glomeromycota, Glomeromycetes, Diversisporales, Acaulosporaceae. The record is from the annotation of a GenBank genome assembly.
AUGAGUAUUGAAUGCCCGGAAUGCAAAGCAUUACAUUGGAUAGAUGAGAAAGUAGCAGGAUCUCGACAUGCUCCAAUUUUCAGCACCUGUUGUGCAAAAGGCAAGGUGAAACCACCUGCCAUUGCUUCACCACCUGAAUUAUUAGAAAUGCUUCUCACAGAAGAAAGUCCGCAAGCACAUGAUUUUCGAAAAAGAUUCGUAUUUAUAAUUCUAUACUUGCAUUUACUUCCAUGGGUGCCAAAAUCGAUGAACGUGUUAUCGGAACACAAGCUAAAAUUGCAUUCUAUUGCAAAUCAUCCAAAAAUUAUCGAAUUUUUUGGAUUGUGUUAUGAUACAAAAGACGAUCUUUACUUCCUUCUCAUGGAACUUGCAGAUGAUGGGAACUUAAGAGAAUAUAUGACCAGAAAUAGAGAUUACAUCUCAUGGCUUGAUAAGAUAAGGCUUGCAA